AUGGCAAGCAUACUAACGUAUACUUCGACGCGGAGAAUACAGCCGUAUUUACUUUGCUUUUCUAGAAAUUCCUUUUCUGGUCAAUUUUUCACUUGCCGUACUUUUUUCCAGACUCCAGUACCACGAAACUCGAGUUCCAUUAGCGACGAAUUCUCAAAAGAUGAUAUCGACAAAGCAAAGGCAUGGCUCCAAAGCUUCACGGUCGAACAGAUACCGACACAUAUAUUUGAUAUAUCCUAUAGCCGAUCGUCAGGAGCUGGUGGGCAGAAAGUCAACAAGACUUCCUCGAAGGCUACUGUCGCACUAGAGCCAUCGCAAUGGCUUGAUCCCCAGUACUGCUAUUGGAUUCCGUUACCGGUACGACGCCAAAUCUCGGCAAAGAAGAUUCGGUACGAGACAAAGAAGGGAGGGAUACUUAUUCAGAGUGACACUACGAGAAACAGGGACGUGAACACGGAUGAGUGCUUCCGCAAGUUGCUCCAGGAAAUCAAAGACACAACAUUUUUCGCAGGCGAGGUAAGUGAAGAAGACAAGAAGCGAUGGGAAGAAAUCCGUGAGGACGCCAAGGAGAAGCGGAUGUUCAACAAGAAGAAGCAGAGCGAUAAGAAGAAGAGUCGACAGAAGAAGUUCGACUGGUAG
Scheffersomyces stipitis CBS 6054 is the source of this 639-nucleotide messenger RNA. RefSeq lists its product as uncharacterized. The transcript has a single exon. The coding region runs from base 1 to 639 and encodes 212 amino acids. Gene Ontology annotation, biological process: mitochondrial translational termination. Gene Ontology annotation, cellular component: mitochondrial large ribosomal subunit. NCBI's taxonomy places the organism in Eukaryota, Fungi, Ascomycota, Pichiomycetes, Serinales, Debaryomycetaceae. The record is from RefSeq and is a predicted model, not a curated record. Gene Ontology annotation, molecular function: translation release factor activity.